CGUGCCUUGGCAGUGGCGUGAGGACAGCUGAGUCGAAGGUAGAGCAACGCUGUGCGUCGAGCAGAGAGAUGGAGCGCGAGCGGAGCGGCUGCGAGCUGCGUUAAAGCGGAGCGGACGCCAGUGGAACGGGGACCGAACCAUGUCCGACUCCUGAGGGACGAACCCGUCCUCGGCCAAACGCGGAUCGCCUCGGAGGCGCCAGCGUCAUGAAAGCAGCCGCGCAUUGAGCCUCUCCUCGGCGGGUUGUCAUGGCCCAGUGAUGAACGGAGCGGUGCUGCCCGGUAGCCCGGAGCUCUCCUCCUCGUGUCCACUGCCCGACUGGCGAGAGUUCUGCGAGCUGCACGCCCGAGCCUCCGCUGCCGACUUCGCAGACAAGUUCCAGCGCUUCCUGGCGGAGAACCCGUGCUACGACUCGCCCGGCGCCGAUGCCAGCUUCUCGCAGCACUUUGCGCACCACUUCCUGGAGUGUUUCUCGGCGGCGGUGACCCAGGCCCGCGAGAGCCAGGCGUCUUCGCCGGGGGAGGACGGCUCCAGCGCGGCGUCCAAGUACAGCAUCGUUCCUUUCCUGGGAAUCCAGGGCUGCCCGCUGUCCUACGGCCACGACCUCUACCAGAGGCGCAAGGACGCUGGGGCCUCCAGCGAGUCCCUGGACAGCAUGGACAGUGGAGGGGGAGGCAUAGAGGGGGGAGGUAGCGCCUCCCAAGGCCCGCAGCCCGCUCACAAGGUGUCCGCCCUGGGACAGUCCCGCAGCUCAGAGGACGUGUCCAUCAGUCACCCGAAGGCCCGCUUCAAGAAGGGCUUCUCCCUGAGGAACAUGAGCCUGUGCGUGGUGGACGGGGUGAAGGAGAUGUGGCACCGCAGGGCCUCCCCCGAGCCCGACGCGCCCGCCGGCGCCAGGAAGGCCAACGGGGGGGGAGGCGGGGAGGCCGCGGGGGGAGAGAAGUGGUCCCAGAAGCUCCGGCUGCCCAGGGGCUCCCAGGGCCACAAGGCCGAGCUGCUGGAGAUCCAGAGGGAGGGCGCUCUGAGGUUCAUGGUGGCCGACGACACGAACUGCGUGGGCGCCGCGCAGUGGCAGAAGUGCCGCCUGCUGCUCAGGAAGACGAGGAGGGACGAGGGAGGCGACAGGUUCCUGCUGGAGUUCUACGUGCCGCCAAAGUCGUCCAAGCCCAAAGUGAGCAUCCCCCUCACAGCCAUCGUGGAGGUGAGGACCACCAUGCCGCUGGAGAUGCCUGACAAGGACAACACGUUCGUCCUGAAGGUGGAGAACGGGGGAGAGUACAUCCUGGAAACCAUCGACUCGCUGCAGAAGAACUCCUGGGUUGCCGACAUCCAGGACUGCAUCGACCCUGGCGACAGCGGCGAUGACAUCGAGCUGGCGUCGUGUCCCCACGGCCAGGCCUCCAAGGACUGCUCCAUGGUGGCCUCGUGCAGCUGCGAGCUGCUGUCUGAGGGAGUGUAUCGCGCCCCGGAGAGGCCGUGCUCCACGCCAGCCGAGCAUUACAGCGCCCCCUCGCUGCGAUGCCGGGAAGCGCCCUUCACGCAGCACCCGUCCCACGUGCCCCUGGAGCGCUUCCUGCAGUCCCCGGAGGCGCAGGCCUCCAGCUGCUCCUCAGGCGGUGGCGACGGGGCCAAGGACGCGGACGGAGCGGGCGACGCCAGCCUGGCGGGUUACCCAUGGUUCCACGGGACGCUGUCCCGCGUGCGGGCGGCCCAGCUGGUGCUGGCGGGCGGAGCCAGGAGCCACGGGCUGUUCGUGAUCCGCCAGAGCGAGACGCGACCCGGCGAGUACGUGCUGACCUUCAACUUCCAGGGCAAAGCCAAGCAUUUACGCCUGUCCGUGAACGACAACGGCCAGUGCCACGUGCACCACCUGUGGUUCCACACCGUGUCGGACAUGCUCAGGCACUUCCACGCCCACCCCAUCCCGCUGGAGUCCGGAGGCUCGGCGGACAUCACGCUGCGCUCCUACGUUCAGGUGCAGCGAAGCGCCGCCACCGCCGCCGCAGAUGUGACCGUGCCUCCGGCUGCAGCCCCGUUCAGGGAGGGCGGCUGCCGGGCAGAUCCGGCCCAGCCCGCUCUGCUCCCUCCCGGGAUCACAGUACCCACAGCGUCCAGCCCUGAUGCGCCGCUCUCCUCGAGCACCUCUUCCUCCCCCACUGCCCGUCCCUCCCUUUCCCGCAGUGACCCAGGUACUGGAGGAGGCGUAGGAGGAGGGCUACAUAGCCGGAGCAACAGCUCCGAGCGCCUGCUGGAGGCCUCUAGUGGUGCGUCCGAGGACUACCAUGACGCUGAUGGAACCCGCAGGGCCCGUGCUGUGGAGAACCAAUAUUCUUUCUAUUAAAUGAUUCAUCCAUGGGCUGGAUGAGAAGAACCUGGAACAGGGAUCAAACCCAUCCAAAUCAUCAGAUCUGCUAUUGUUUAGGUUUUUGAUUUGCAGAUUGUGCUGAGAAGAGAGAGGGGGAGUUGGAGAGGGAGUCUAGGCCUAGAGAGAGCGGGAGGAAGACAUCUGGUGGAGUCAUAUGGCUUUCAUUGAACUGGUUUGACCACUUCCUGUUCACUCUUACCCAGAGUUCCCUGAGAACAAAGCCCGUGUCACCACCCCAGUGGAGAGCUGGGAAUUUGAAAUGAUCCUGAAAAACAGCCCCUCCCCUUAUCGCCCCAGAGCUUUGAGAGCAUCCUGUUAAUGUUUGUAGAGCUGCUUUGAGUCUGUCCCGGAUAUCCUCACUAUCCCUGCAGGGUUCCCUGAAGUCCUGCUCUGGGUCUCUGCUACACACCAACAUCAGUACAGUGACCAUGGGUGUGUUAGCGUCAGCCCGGAGAUGUGUACAGCCUAAAGGGUCUUAGUGCCUGACGGUUACUUUGGACUCGAAUGGACCGUUGCCCAUAGCGAUGAGGAUGAAGGUGCCCAAACCACAACAGCCCAAAAAUGAAAUGCAGGUAUUUAUUCUAAAGUUGGGUUCUGCUUAGAACAUGCAUAACUUUGCGUGCUAAAAUGGUUUUAUUCUCAGUUUUGUUGAUGGCUGCAACGUGCACACGGCGGGUCAUACGUUGUGCUACAAAUCAGAUUCAAAAUGCUUCAAUGAAGAUGAACCAACAGAGGUCCAUCCUGCUCUGAUGCGGCAGCAUGGCACCAUGCAGCUGUUCUACUGGGUACUUUAUGAGUGUUUGCUCAUGUAUUAGAGUCCAAAUAUUUUUCAAUGAUCAAUGUGCUGCAGUAAUGUUUUUAAAGCAUAGUUUUUCCAGGUCUCUCCAUCUGGUGCUGGUUCUGUGUCUGAGCUCAUCAUGCUGAUUACCUGUAGAUUAGAUAUUCUGUUGCCUUGAAGAUAUGAUUACACCAAAUCCAGCAUUUAUGGGAGGGACUUGUUUAGAACGAUGGCGGUAUCGUGUGCGGUUCGUGUGACCUGCAGGUGUAACUUGUGAAUGUGAACUUGACUGGUACAGGUAGCAAAACUAAGUGACUAGAUGGCCGUGCUUGAAUGGAAGGAUGCGAAACCGCUGCUGACUCAGCGCUGAGCUUAAACCUUUACCGGUAAUCAUUUCAAAGGAAAAUCCAAGUUAGGUGACACAUUUAUGUUACUGUUCGAAUUCAAGCCUUAAUCUUUAAUCUUGUAUCCGUUCAAUUUUUAAACCCGCCUGAACAUGUAGAACGAAGCACCUUUCAAGAGCCGCUGCACACAAGCAGCUGAGGUAACUACCGCACAGCCUGUAACGCUAAUAUGUGAGACAGAAGCAACACUCUCGCCCAGUCGGAGUAAACAUAUCAAGAUUUGCCGUCAUGUGCGUGUUCAAGCAUGGCCAUUUGGCUUCAGAGGUGGAAGUCGAUUUCACGCGAGAAGCGGACGGAGCAGUUCAUGUGCCAAUUUGAAUCCUAUUUUUGAAACAUAUUUAUUCCUCGGUCACUGUAAAUUACAUUUUUCCUAUUAAGUCUUAUUUAUGUACAACAGGUUGAUUGUCCCUAAAUGAAACCCGGUCGCUGCAACCUGCCUGUUGCAGGAACCCAUGUCACAUAUCACCCAUUGCUCGCGUCGCCCUUUUGUUUUAACACUUCUUAAAGCUGAAUUUUCUGUUGUCUGACUGAGUUUUGAAGAGUCUGUGCAAUUUUGUACAAAGUGAUGUACUUGACAUACUACUUUAUAUUUCUGUGAAUAAAAGGUAAACAAACA
Molecule: messenger RNA, 4163 nt
Organism: Betta splendens (Siamese fighting fish)
Lineage: Eukaryota; Metazoa; Chordata; Actinopteri; Anabantiformes; Osphronemidae
Product: SH2B adapter protein 2
Exons: 9
Coding region: 260-2341 (693 amino acids)
Biological process (GO): antigen receptor-mediated signaling pathway; intracellular signal transduction
Cellular component (GO): plasma membrane
Molecular function (GO): transmembrane receptor protein tyrosine kinase adaptor activity
Source: RefSeq, a predicted model, not a curated record